Drosophila nasuta is the source of this 1623-nucleotide messenger RNA. It is a transcript of the gene Flo1, whose product is annotated as flotillin-1. The record is from RefSeq and is a predicted model, not a curated record. The transcript is spliced from 8 exons. Gene Ontology annotation, biological process: positive regulation of endocytosis; protein localization to plasma membrane; positive regulation of cell-cell adhesion mediated by cadherin. Gene Ontology annotation, cellular component: cytoplasmic vesicle; plasma membrane; flotillin complex. Lineage: Eukaryota; Metazoa; Arthropoda; Insecta; Diptera; Drosophilidae. The coding region runs from base 220 to 1512 and encodes 430 amino acids. Gene Ontology annotation, molecular function: protease binding.
GACCGGUCGCCUUUUCCGUAGUUUUUUUUAUCGAAAGCUAAAAAUUCAGAUUAAUAUAUAUAUUCGCGAUAUUUGUAUUCCGAAUCUCAUUUAUUCCUUACGGCGUUACGUUAUUUUUAGUGCGGGUCUGAUAAGAGCAUCGCCUACAAAUUAUAUACUAAGCGCAACUAAAAAAUCGACAAACGAAAUCGAAUCUUUUUAGUUUUAUAGUUUUUUGCAAUGACUUGGGGUUUUGUGACGUGUGGCCCAAACGAGGCACUAGUAGUAUCAGGAUGCUGUUACAUGAAGCCACUGUUGGUUCCUGGCGGACGCGCCUUCGUUUGGCCAACGAUUCAACAAGUACAGCGAAUUUCGCUGAAUACGAUGACGCUACAAGUGGAGAGUCCGUGUGUCUACACUAGCCAGGGUGUGCCAAUCUCUGUGACGGGCAUUGCCCAGGUCAAGGUGCAGGGUCAGAAUGAGGACAUGCUGCUGACAGCCUGUGAACAGUUUCUGGGCAAAUCCGAGGCGGAAAUUAAUCAUGUGGCACUCGUGACGCUCGAAGGACACCAGCGUGCCAUCAUGGGUUCGAUGACUGUGGAGGAGAUCUACAAAGAUCGCAAGAAGUUCAGCAAGCAGGUGUUCGAAGUAGCUUCCAGUGAUUUGGCCAACAUGGGCAUCACUGUUGUGUCGUACACCAUUAAGGAUUUGCGUGACGAGGAGGGCGACUCCAAGGGGUAUCUGAAAUCUUUGGGUAUGGCGCGUACAGCUGAAGUAAAGCGCGAUGCUCGCAUUGGCGAGGCUGAGGCACGUGCCGAAGCUCAUAUUAAGGAGGCUAUUGCCGAGGAGCAGCGCAUGGCUGCGCGUUUCCUUAACGACACCGACAUUGCCAAGGCACAGCGUGACUUCGAGCUGAAGCGAGCAGCCUACGACUUGGAGGUGCAGACCAAAAAAGCCGAAGCGGACAUGGCCUAUGAAUUGCAGGCGGCAAAGACCAAGCAACGCAUCAAGGAGGAGCAGAUGCAGGUGAAGGUUAUUGAGCGCACCCAAGAGAUUGCCGUGCAGGAGCAGGAAAUCAUGCGUCGCGAAAAGGAACUGGAUGCUACCAUUCGUUGUCCGGCCGAGGCAGAAAAGUAUCGUCUCGAGAAAUUGGCCGAGGCCAACAAGUUGCGUGUGGUUAUGGAGGCCGAGGCUGAGGCAGAAUCAAUUAAAAUUCGCGGUGAAGCUGAAGCAUUCGCCAUUGCAGCCAAGGCCAAGGCUGAAGCUGAGCAAAUGGCACAGAAGGCCGAUGCUUAUCGUGAAUAUCGUGAGGCCGCCAUGGUGGAGAUGCUUUUGGACACACUUCCAAAGGUUGCCGCCGAAGUGGCUGCUCCUCUUUCUCAGGCUAGAAAGAUCACGAUGGUGUCCAGCGGCCAAGGCGAUAUUGGUGCUGCCAAGUUGACCGGCGAAGUGCUGUCGAUUGUCAACAAAGUGCCGGAGCUGGUCAAGAACAUUACUGGCGUGGACAUUGCCAGGUCUGUGCAUGCCGGCUAAAAGUUCGAAUCCAAAUUACUCCAAAAAAUACAAACAACAAUGAAAAGAAUAUAUAUUUAACAAAUACGAAACAAAAUCUUCAUAAUUGAAUACUAAACUGCAUUUACUCGU